GGUGAAAUCAUUCUGGAACAAAAUGAUGUUUUCAUCGAUAAACAACUCCUUCGAGCAGGACACCCAUGACACAGACGGCAACUGUGAUGGUCCCGAUUUGGAUUUUGUAUAUGCUGACGUCGAUACAUACCAAAACGAAAUAGCCGAACUGUAUAGCUAUACCGAGUUCAGUGAAUUUCAACAAAAUGUCAAGGCGUUCGAGGACCAAAUGGACAUGUACAACUUGCCCCCAAAUUGGCAGAAGUUAGACACAUCUAGUCAGAGGGGCAUUAUUAUGAAGUUGAUUGACCAGCUCGAGGUUUCCAAUCGGCAAUUUCGCAUGCAGGCCGCCCGAUGUAUUUUGUAUUUGGCCCAAGGAUGUUGGGCUGAAAUCCAAUCGGACGAGGAGCAGCAACAGAAUACGCGUGACAACGUAAUUGUCCUAUACGAAUUGGGCAUAUUUUCGUCCUUUCUGGAUCUACUGAACAUGGAAAUAGAGAGUGCUUGCUCACCUGACAUUGUGGCAGUGAAAAUAACCAACGUCACUUUGGGUGACUCGGCCGAUUUACGAGUGAUUCUGUCAGUACUAUAUAUUAUAACAGAAACCAUACGUGACGAAAAGGAAAAAGGCAGUGAGGAUUAUCGGAAAAUUGCAGAAGCCUUCGUUCAGGAGAUCAACAGUCCUUUGCCGGAUGGAGAACUGUUGGCUGUUAAGUUAUUGGGAAUGAUAACGAGAUUUUGCAGUGGAGCUGCUCCCCAUUUCCCAAUGAAAAAAGUUGUGCUUUUGUUGUGGAAGAUAUCGUUGUUGGGAUUAGGCGGCAUGGAAGUUCUGAAGAAUCUCAAGAAUGAAUAUCGUAUUAAGGCCGGUUUGAGUCCGGUCACUGAGGACACAUUGGAGGUAACGAAAACUAUGCGUGCGAGUUCUCCACCGGUCACAGCGGCCGACUAUCUCGAUAAUCAGAAUUUAAAACGAAACGCUUUUCGUCGUUCCUUAAUGAAGCAAAGAUUUUUAGACGAACAGGAACAGAUGGAUAUGGAACUAACACCGGGAAAUGAAAGUGCACCUAAUGGCGGCAACAAUGGCAGCGGAGGUAAUGGUACUGGCCAAAAUGGAGAAGAUGAAUAUUAUCGACCGUUCGAGGACCCCUCCACCGGUGCUUCGUCGUCUACCAUAACAACUGCGAACCCAAAUAAUCUGCCAUGCUAUAAUGCACAGCCGCCCGUUGUACAGCCCACACAGAUGACAACCUGCUUGCCUUGGACACCAAAAGUGCGUCAGAAGGAUAUUGAUCAAUUUUUGGACAUUUCGCGCAAUAAGUUCAUUGGCUAUUCUUUGAUUGACGAUCACGAAAGCUUGGCCGGGCUUCCGCAGCCAAUACACGAGGGUGUGCAAACGCUUAAACGUCACAUGUACAUAAGCCUGGCAGAUAUACAAAUUAAAAAAGAGGAGGAAAUUGCCCGUAAUCCAAUAUCAACACAGGAAGACGAAGUAGUCUUGACGCCGGCUGAGAUCCUCUACCAGGCCAUACUGCCCAAUUUGCCACAGUACAUGAUCGCCUUAUUGAAAGUGCUGUUGGCUGCAUCUCCCACUUCCAAGUCGAAGACCGAAAGUAUUAACAUUAUGGCUGAUGUUCUCCCCAAAAAGAUGCCACUCACCGCCACACAAUCCACCAAGUUGACAGUGGACAUGGGACGCCAUAAAGAGAUUAUCGUGAAGGCGGUGUCUGCAAUUAUUUUGCUGUACUUGAAGCACUUCAAGCUGAAUCACAUCUAUCAGUUUGAGUUUAUGUCUCAACACUUGGUGUUCGCCAACUGUAUUCCUUUGGUGUUGAAAUUCUUCAAUCAGAAUAUCACUGAAUAUGUCAGCAUGAAAAAUACUAUCCCACUGCUGGAUUUUCCCUCUUGUGUGAUUGGAGAACAGCCAGACCUGUCAGCAGAGAGUUUUGUCUUUAGUGCCGAUGUCACAGACAAACCAUAUUCCUGGCGAAAUGUGUUUUCCUGCAUUAAUUUGUUGCGCACACUGAAUAAGCUAAUCAAGUGGAAGCACUCACGAGUAAUGAUGCUGGUGGUCUUUAAGUCCGCACCUAUUCUCAAGAAAACCUUGAAGGUGCGUCACGCCAUGAUGCAAUUGUACGUCUUGAAGUUGUUAAAAAUGCAAACAAAAUAUUUGGGUCGUCAGUGGCGUAAAUCCAAUAUGAAGACAAUGAGUGCCAUUUAUUCCAAAGUACGACAUCGUCUCAACGACGACUGGGCAUUUGGUAACGAUUUAGAAUCUCGUCCAUGGGACUUUCAAGCUGAAGAAUGUACACUACGUGCCUGCGUGGAUCGCUUCAAUCUUAGACGAUAUCCCGAAGCCACUCAGAAAUGUGGAUCUGGCGGUAAUAAUGGUAACGCCGGAAAUAAUACAGAGAAUUCGACAUCGGGAAAUAUUGCCGGUGGGAAUGUUGAUGGCAACGUGGCAAGUAACGGAGGUGGUGGCGGAAUCUACGGUGCUGCAAAUACUGGUAAUGGUAUUACCGCAGGAGUCGGUGGUCAACUGCAAGACUAUGGUAUUGAAGGUGGAUUUCCAAGCGAUGAAAUACUAACACAUUCGGAUUUUGCCUUCUUUGGACACUCUGGUUGGUGGGAUCGAAAAGUCGAACUUACAGAUUAUUUCAAGGCAAAUUAUACAACAUGGCUAGAGGAGGAAGUCUACAACAACCAGACAGAUUGGGAUGCUCUUUAA
Molecule: messenger RNA, 2704 nt
Organism: Musca vetustissima
Lineage: Eukaryota; Metazoa; Arthropoda; Insecta; Diptera; Muscidae
Gene: Strip
Product: striatin-interacting protein 1 homolog
Exons: 1
Coding region: 23-2704 (893 amino acids)
Biological process (GO): cytoskeleton organization
Cellular component (GO): cytosol
Source: RefSeq, a predicted model, not a curated record